Guyanagaster necrorhizus is the source of this 1261-nucleotide messenger RNA. RefSeq lists its product as uncharacterized. The record is from RefSeq and is a predicted model, not a curated record. The transcript has 6 exons. Lineage: Eukaryota; Fungi; Basidiomycota; Agaricomycetes; Agaricales; Physalacriaceae. Bases 85 to 846 code for a protein of 253 amino acids.
UCCUCCUCUAGUACUCUUUCGCUGUGUGGUAAAUCAUCCGAAUGCUGAUGCUUAUCUUCGUAGGACCGUUAUGCUCCACCUAGAAUGCAAAUUUGUCUCGAAGAUGAUAUCACGCGACAGCCACCUCUCCAAGCCCGAGAUGAUAACCCUACCUUAUACGAAAUCCAAGCUUCCAGGAACGAUCCUCAGCCGGUGGUGCCUCACAUGAAAAACAAACGACGCUUCGGAGAACAGAUUGACGAUGGGGUCUCCGGCUUCAGUGUAGCUCCUUCGAAGCCUGUGUUUUAUAAGAACAAGACCGCGAUGCGUGCUCCACGUGGACCCAAGUGUCCCGAUCAGGAGCGGUACUUCUACAAUGCUAUCUCUCGCGCCUCGAAGCCCUAUGACAAACAGGGUGAGGAUUCAUACAAUGCCAAUGCCCUUACACCAGCUGCCCGCGAACUUUCGAAAUCUUCACCCAAUAUGAAAAAGAUGAAAACACAUUACGUUGGAGAGAUCCAGCGCGGCGUUUCGGGAUCGAACUCCGACAGAUCGGGUUUCUCUUUUCUCCCAAAACGACGCGACGGUGAAGAGAGAACUGGCACAAAGGAAUCGUCUGCAGACAAGUCUGUCUUCUCCCAAAUCCAAUCCGUACAUCAUACAGCAGACUCGGACAGGCUAUCUGAAACGGUGAAAUCCCGGACGAUAUACGACGUGACGCAUCCAUCCAGGGCAGUCCCCCUCCCUCCCAAGGUGAACCCUGCAAAUUCGCAUGGACUUGGGCGGACCAUCUAUGAUGUCCACCAUCCUGGCGGCGCGAGGAAAAGUCAGCGUUUGGCGGGGAAGAAAGCCGUGGUGCGAUCAUGAUGUUUCCUGGAUUGAUUCUCGCUUUGUAUGAUUAUCCUACUUUACGGACUGGAACCAUUGAAGGGGUCCUCGUUGUGAAGCUGAGGUGUAUUGCCCGCUUUCGUAACUCCCUGCGGAUUACUACCGAAAGUAAUUUAAAAAGACUUUUCGACCUCUGUCGCUUAAUAUUACCUAUCCACUGACACGGAAAGGAAAUAAGGACAAGGUCGACUGUGUAGGAGAAGCGCAAGUGGACACUACUUCCAGGUUUGAUGCGAUAAUUUGCCCUGCAUAUAAUUUUGGAAGACCUCUAUUCGCUUGCUUCCCUGGUUGGUGACACCGUAUAGCAUUCCAAGUGAUGCGAUACUCGUAGUCAGUGCAUUUGCAUAGUCAGGAUAGCCUGGACUGUUACGAUCGACCACCAUUGGAAGACCUG